AUGCUCAUGUUCAGACUGACCCUUAGUCAAGUGCAGCUCUCCUUUUCCACUGCUGGUGAGCCUGAGUACUUCACAGACUUUGUUGCAUUCAAGCAGUGGGAGCACAGGAUAUUUUUGAGCUUGACCUAUCUCUGUUAUCAUUAUCGCAAUGUCAUCAACUUUAAAUUGCUUACCCUGAAUGGGGAACGGGGCUUUACCAUGGUUACUGGCUGCUUGUUUCUGGUCACUUUCUGCAGCCUGGUUUCCCUGAACUUUUCUGAUCCUGGCAUCCUGUAUCAAGGUAAGGCCUCAGACCCCUGGGAGAAGCUCCCUGAGGCAGCAUAUGUGCCCUGGAUAUAUCAAAGGGCCUUUCAAAUGCCCUGGUGUCCCCAUUGCUCCUUCCACUGCCCACCCAGGACCUUCCACUGUGGAUGUUGUAACAUCUGUGAGGAGGAGUUUGACCACCACUGUAGGUGGGUGAACAAGUGCGAGGGGCAUAGUAACAUCCAGCUCUUCCUGCUGCUGCUCAUGUCCCCUUGCCUGUACCUGGGUGCCCUGCUGGUGAUGUGCACCAUCUUCCUUGUGAGCACCAGCGAGAUGCCAUUUUCCUUGGACAAGGCCAUGGCAUAUCCAGUGGCUGUCGCGGCCACAGGCGCCCUGUUGCCACUCACUUUGGGACUGCUGAUCCAGGCUGUAGCAAUGAGCACCACCACGCGCUCCUAUGAAGGCCAGGCUGAAACAAUAAUUGGUCAGAACCUGGUGCAUCAGGACUUAAAGGCAUCUGCAUCCAGGGCAGCUGCCGACACUGAGGGCCUUCAGCCCAGAUUUUCCUGUGCCAUAUGA
Molecule: messenger RNA, 822 nt
Organism: Marmota monax (woodchuck)
Lineage: Eukaryota; Metazoa; Chordata; Mammalia; Rodentia; Sciuridae
Product: palmitoyltransferase ZDHHC19-like
Exons: 7
Coding region: 1-822 (273 amino acids)
Biological process (GO): protein targeting to membrane; peptidyl-L-cysteine S-palmitoylation
Cellular component (GO): Golgi apparatus; endoplasmic reticulum
Molecular function (GO): protein-cysteine S-palmitoyltransferase activity
Source: RefSeq, a predicted model, not a curated record